Messenger RNA from Notothenia coriiceps (black rockcod), 675 nucleotides. It is a transcript of the gene aspnat, whose product is annotated as N-acetyltransferase 8-like. The record is from RefSeq and is a predicted model, not a curated record. NCBI's taxonomy places the organism in Eukaryota, Metazoa, Chordata, Actinopteri, Perciformes, Nototheniidae. Bases 290 to 625 code for a protein of 111 amino acids. The transcript has 2 exons.
CAGAGAGACACAGUCUGCCUCACCCUCCUCCCUCUGCGUUUCCACCAAUCUGUGCGUCGAGAAGUCCACCCCAACCCCUGAACCUGAAUCUACCCGCCCUGCUGGCAUAUAAAUACGACGUUAAUCACAACGGCACUUCUUGGUCGUCAGAAACGCUCAGGGUUGCAGCAGAACAUCCCCCUUCGUCUUAUCCCAUUCAUCGUUUCUCUGUUUUAUAACAAAAACCUCAUCCAUUUUCACUCUCCCCCCCACUUUUUUCCGAGCUGUAGUGGUUUUUGCGGCCAGUUGCAUGCAUUUUUCGUCUCCCAAAAUGGUUUGCGAGACUAAAAUUGUUGCGGACGAACAUGAUGCUAUACCUGGGACCAAAAAAGAGUCGAUGAUGUGGAGCUCUGCGCCGGCCAGCGCGGCUCUGAACCCCGCAGAGGCGAGGGAUGUGAGGAAAGAUGUGGUUUAUAUCCGCGAGUUCGAGUGCGGGGAUCAUGAGGAGGUGCGGCGCAUCUUUUACGAGGGUAUUAUGGAGAGGAUACCCAACACGGCGUUUAGGGGGCUCAGGCAGCAUCCCAAGACCCAGUUUUUAUAUGCUCUUCUGACAGGUUUCGUUUAUUUUUCUUCCAUUUCUCCAUAGUAAUGUGCUUUUUCGUGACCAAAUCCGUCACGCUGACCUGCUGUGCGCCC